AUGGAUGCAAAGAAAGAUGAAGUGACAUGGAGGUCACUCCCAAGAAAAGAUCAACUGGCGAUUCUGUGCUUUUUACGGUUUGCCGAGCCGGUUGUUAGCAUCUCGUUGCUUACCUAUCUUUUCUACCAGCUUCAAUCAUUAGACCCUAAUCUGGACUCGGGCGCAGUCGUCCGGCAAGUUGCGUACAUGCAAACGAGCUUCAUGCUCUCCCAAUGCUUCUCGUCGAUGUUCCUCGGAAGACUGGCAGAUUCCCACCGAGGAGGACGAAAGCCGGUGCUCCUUUUGGGAGUGGCUGGAUCACUGAUUGGCUGCGUUUCAUUUGGCUUCAUCACUAAUUUCAAGCAAGCGCUGGCUCUACGCAUCCUCGAAGGCCUCGUCAACGGCAAUGUCGCAACCAUUAGAACCAUGGUCUCGGAGGUUGUAGCUGAAAAGAGAUAUCAGCCGCAUGCCUUCUUGCUGCUUCCAAUCUCGUUCAACGUCGCGGCGAUGUUCAGUCCCCUGAUGGCCGGACAGUUAGCGGACCUCGCAGGAAAAUACCCUGAAAAGUUCGGGAACAACGCUUUCCUGAAGGCCUGGCCUUACGCACCACCGGCACUGCUGAGCGGUUUUUUCCUUCUGAUUGCGUUCGGCGCCGUCUUCUUUUUCCUAGAAGAGACUCUCGAGCCGCUCAAAGAUCGCUACGACCCGGGCAUAGCUUUCACGAGAAAGGUUAGCGCAAUGAUAUUUGGAAGAAAGGUUCCAUCAGCGAGCAGAGUCGCCCAGGAGGAGGCUUCGCACGAGGAAAUGUCCCGCAUGAUCACCGACGAUGCGGAGGCAGCAGAGGAGAGGGACUCUGAAGAGCACCCUGAAUCGCUAAAGCCCGCCAAACCCCAGCGGAUUCUUCCACUGAAACGGAUGUUCACCAGGAACAUGUGUCUGACGCUCGUGUCAUACGCAAUCCAGGAGUACCACAUCACGACUUACAACACUCUGUGGACGAGCUUUCUUAGCGACCCGGUUGACACAAAGAAUCAAGCUCGAUUGCCGUUCUUCUUCUCGGGCGGGGCUGGAAUGAAGCCAGACCGCAUCAUGUGGUCUCUAUUCAUCGUGGGAGUGAUGGGACUUCCGACGCAACUAUUCAUCUACCCGCGCAUCAACCGCCGCUUGGGGACACUGAAAAUGUGGCGGACCUUCAUGAUGGGCAUGCCUGUGCUUUACUUCAUCAUUCCGUACAUCGCAGCCGCGCCGUCUACUAAGGCUCCACCGGCAGGUAAAGAAGGCUUUUGGGUCUGGUUCCUCAUUGUCUUGGCCCAAGUUCUCAUGGUCGGAACUUCGACAUUUGUUGUUCCCGCACAGCUGGUGUUGACAAACCUGUAA
Messenger RNA from Colletotrichum siamense, 1356 nucleotides. RefSeq lists its product as uncharacterized. The transcript has 4 exons. The record is from RefSeq and is a predicted model, not a curated record. Gene Ontology annotation, molecular function: transmembrane transporter activity. The coding region runs from base 1 to 1356 and encodes 451 amino acids. Lineage: Eukaryota; Fungi; Ascomycota; Sordariomycetes; Glomerellales; Glomerellaceae. Gene Ontology annotation, biological process: transmembrane transport.